AUGGAAAAGUACUUCGAUCAAGACCCAAAAGACUGGUCGUUUCCGGACUUCGCAAGUUACGUUUUAAACUCAAAUGACUCAGAAGAUUUUAACGCAAGAAACGCGAAAAAACUUUUUUAUGACGCACUCUACAAAAUUAUAAUGAAUGAAGAUUCACCUGUAGACCAUACUCAAUGUGCCAGAGAAUUAAUCAAAUCUAAGCAAGUACAUUGUUCAACAGACUAUGUCGUAGACAAAGCUUUUAGACACGUGGGCAAUGGUUUCUUAGCCGAACCAGCAUCUUUGAUAGUCUGUUAUUUUUUACCUCAACGGAUAAGUCGGAACCAAGUAAAAAACGAAAAAAAAUCUGAUAAGACCGUGAAAUCUGAUAAGUCCGGUAAUUCGAAAUCCAAUAUUCCUGAUAAUGCGAAGAAAACCGUCGAAACCCCAUCUGAAUUGGAUUUGAGAGAACGGGAAAUUUCUUUGAGAGAGCGUGAAGUCAAAAUACGGGAAUUAGAAAUUAAGC
Racocetra fulgida is the source of this 505-nucleotide messenger RNA. The record is from the annotation of a GenBank genome assembly. Lineage: Eukaryota; Fungi; Glomeromycota; Glomeromycetes; Diversisporales; Gigasporaceae.